UUCCGACUUCCUUUUCCUGAAUACCAGGAAGUAACCUGAUAGAUAGACGAGGAGACCGGGAUCAUUAACGGAGCCUGCUUUAAAAUAAACAAAUAAAUAAAAGAUCGUUGACAGGCAUUUCAUUGAAUACUGCAACAGGAUACAGGAUGUCUAGACAAUCAAACAGAACUACUGAGAGCAAGAAAAUGAACUCAGAGCUCUUCACUCUCACAUACGGGGCCCUGGUCACCCAGUUGUGCAAGGAUUAUGAGAAUGAUGAAGAAGUCAACAAGCAGCUGGACAAGAUGGGGUACAAUAUCGGAGUGAGGCUCAUCGAAGACUUCCUGGCUCGAUCCAGUGUGGGGAGGUGUCACGAUUUCCGAGAAACAGCCGAUGUCAUUGCGAAGGUGGCAUUCAAGAUGUAUCUGGGCAUCACUCCCAGCGUGACCAACUGGAGCCCGGCAGGGGACGAGUUCUCGCUCAUCCUGGAGAGCAACCCGCUGGUGGACUUUGUGGAGCUACCAGACAACCACAGCACCCUGGUGUACUCCAACCUUCUCUGUGGGGUGCUGAGAGGAGCCCUGGAGAUGGUCCAAAUGGCGGUGGACGUUCGGUUCGCCCAGGACACGCUAAGAGGGGACAACGUGACCGAGAUCCGCAUGAAGUUUAUCAAGAGGAUCGAGGAGAACCUUCCUGCCGGAGAUGAGUGAGACGAACCAGGCUCGUGAAGAACCGGCAGCUCGUGGAUCUAAGACAUGGAGAGAGGAGAGAGACUGCAGAUGUGAUUAUGUAUAUACAAACUGCUUCAUAUAAGCCCUGCUCCCAGCUCCUUGUACAGGCAGUUUCAUCUUUAGGGGCACCCUUCUACAUGUUAUCUCCUGAGUCUGGGACAUGUUUUCCCACCACCAACAAAAAAACACUUGUACUGGUUACUGAGAAGGGGGUUCAGCUCUCCAAGUAAAGGCAUGUCCAGGAUUCCCCCCCCCCAGGUUUCUUAGUUUGCCUUUUGAUACAGAAUUAUCAUUUAACAAGUUUGAGUCUGUCAUGUUUUUUGAGUAUAGAAUGUGGUGCACUCUUGAGUAGUAUUAGAUUUUGUUUUUAUAGAUAAAAAUUCAUCAACAUCAAAAAGGCUGUUCUGUGUAACAACUCAUUGUUUUGUUUUGUUUUUUAAAUCUCUUUUCCUGCCACAGAUAAGAUAACAUGCCCUCAGCAUGGCAAUUUAACUUAUACUAUUAAUGAAACUUAAUAAACUCUCUUGGAGAUGGAACACAA
Messenger RNA from Conger conger (European conger), 1251 nucleotides. It is a transcript of the gene trappc3, whose product is annotated as trafficking protein particle complex subunit 3. The record is from RefSeq and is a predicted model, not a curated record. Bases 147 to 689 code for a protein of 180 amino acids. Gene Ontology annotation, cellular component: cytosol; TRAPP complex; cis-Golgi network membrane. NCBI's taxonomy places the organism in Eukaryota, Metazoa, Chordata, Actinopteri, Anguilliformes, Congridae. The transcript has 5 exons. Gene Ontology annotation, biological process: endoplasmic reticulum to Golgi vesicle-mediated transport; intra-Golgi vesicle-mediated transport.